Ceraceosorus bombacis is the source of this 1145-nucleotide messenger RNA. NCBI's taxonomy places the organism in Eukaryota, Fungi, Basidiomycota, Exobasidiomycetes, Ceraceosorales, Ceraceosoraceae. The record is from the annotation of a GenBank genome assembly.
AUGGAGCACUUCAACGAUCUCGUCUCGCGCAACGAUGUGCUCUCCAUCAACCCCACUGUGGCCGACAUUGACAUUACCACUGGAGCAUCCAGUUGGUUGUGGGCAGUGUUUUCCAUCAUGGUCUUUACCUUGCUCAUCACUCUGGGAUGGGCCUUCACGGUUCCUCCUGGUCAAAGAACCUUCCACUACCUCACCAUCGCUAUUCUGGGAACCGCGUCUGUAGCUUACUUCUCCUUGGCCGCUGACCUCGGUGCUACCGCCAUCCCCGUCGAGUUCCUUCACGGAGAUCCCAUUCCCCGGGCUACUCGCUCCAUCUGGUAUGGUGAGUGGCGCCAGCCGAUCGCAGAACGCUCCCGAGCCAAGCAUGCACUCAAAGUAUGCUAAUGGAGACUGACAAUCGCUGCUGUUCGAACCACCUUCAGUUCGCUACAUCGAUUGGGUCAUUACCACUCCUCUCUUGCUCCUCGAGCUUCUCCUCGUUUCCGGUCUUCCCCUCUCUGCAAUUUUCGGCACAAUCUUUGCGGACGAAGUGAUGAUCAUUACGGGUCUAGUCGGAGCCCUCGUUCCAUCCACCUACAAGUGGGGAUACUUUACCUUUGGCAACGUUGCCAUGUUUGGCGUCUUUUACGUCCUCUACGGUCCCGGUCUCGCUUCUGCUCGUAGACACGGUGGCGAAAUCCAAAAGACGUACGUGACUGGUGCAGCCAUCUUGUCCUUCUUGUGGUUCUGCUACCCCAUCUCUUGGGGUCUCUGUGAUGGAUCCAACACCAUCUCACCAGCCGGCGAGAUGGUCUUCUACGGCGUCUGUGAGUAAUUCUGAGCCAUCUCAUCUCGCCAAUCACAAAAUGCGCUUGCUUCAUCACCUCUCCGCACCUCUAACGCUCCACAUCACUCCCCAUUUUUUCGCGCGCCCCCCCCUUCUCCCAGUGGACAUUCUCGCCAAGCCCGUCUUUGCAAUGAUCCACCUCUUCUCCAUGAGAAAGGUCGACUAUGCAGCUCUGCGUCUGCAGAGCGGAAAAGCUACCGACUUUGCAGACACCGAAAAGCCCGUUGUGCACAGCACCGGUGCCGGCGCUGGCACGCUCAAGACCGCCGAGGCGAACAAUAAUCAUAGCCCAGAGGCUACCGUCGCUGGUCACCAGUAG